GGCCGUGCACAUGGGGGAGGUAGCAGCGCGGAGCAGCCCGCGCGGUGUCACAUGCGCGCGCACACACAGAGACAGGCACACACACGUGUGCCCGGGUAUAUAUAGUUCCCAGUCCCCGGGCCCGCGGCUCUGCAGUGGUCGCCGGCUCCCUGGGCUGGGAGGGGGCUCCUGGGGCGGGUGGGAGGGUGGGGGGCCGGGGUGGGGUGGGGCAGGAUGCUGGAUGGCCCACUGUUCUCCGAGGGGCCUGACAGCCCCCAGGAGCUCCAGGAUGAGGAGUCUGGCAGCUGCCUUUGGGUGCAGAAGUCCAAGCUGUUGGUGAUCGAAGUGAAGACUAUUUCCUGUCAUUAUAGUCGCCGCGCCCCUUCUCGACAGCCCAUGGACUUCCAGGCCAGCCACUGGGCUCGCGGGUUCCAGAACCGCACGUGUGGGCCGCGCCCGGGAUCCCCACAGCCGCCGCCCCGCCGGCCCUGGGCCUCCAGGGUGCUGCAGGAGGCGACCAACUGGCGGGCGGGGCCCCUGGCCGAGGUCCGAGCUCGGGAGCAAGAGAAAAGGAAAGCGGCGUCGCAGGAGCGGGAGGCCAAGGAGACAGAGCGAAAAAGGCGCAAGGCUGGCGGGGCCAGACGGAGCCCCCAGGGUCGGCCCCGCCCGGAGCCCCGAAACGCCCCUCGGGCGACCCAGCCGGCGGGGCUCCCUGCACCCUCGCGGCCGGAGCUCCUGGCACAGGUGGGGCGAGCGCCCCGUCCAUUCGCGCAGCCGCAGAGCGACCCAGGGUCGGCGUGGGCGGGGCCCUGGGGAGGUCGGCGGCCGGGGCCCCCAAGCUACGAGGCUCACCUGCUGCUGAGAGGCUCUGCCAGUACGGCCCCGCGACGCCGCUGGGACCGGCCGCCACCCUACGUGGCUCCACCUUCCUACGAAGGCCCCCAUAGGACCUUGGGGACUAAGCGUGGACCCGGGCACUCCCAAGCGCCCGCUUCAUCAGCCCCAGCUCCUACUCCCUCCAGGACAGAGGGAGGGCGCAUGAAGAAGAGGCUGGAUCCUCGGAUCUACCGGGACGUCCUCGGGGCUUGGGGUCUCCGACACGGGCAGGGUCUCUUGGGGGGAUCCCCAGGCUGUGGAGCAGCCAGAGCAAGGCCAGAGUCCGGCAAGGGGUUCGUGGAGAAAAGCCUGGGGCUGGCUGCUGCUGACUUGAACAGUGGUAGAGACAGCCAUCCCCAAGUCAAAGCUACAGGGAGCCCAGGCACCGAGACAGCUCCUGCGGGGUCUGCAACUGCGGCUCCCAGUGCCCCGCGUCCCGCUCCCAGGUCCAGGCACCACAUCAAGGGCUCGAGGGAAGGGAAAAAAGGAAGAGAACAGAUCUGGUUCCCCAAAUGCUGGAUUCCCUCCCCUAAAAAGCAGCCGCCCCGCCAUAGCCAGACACUCCCCAGACCCUGGGCUCCUGGAGGCACGGGAUGGAGAGAAUCCCUCGGUCUUGGAGAGGGGGCAGGACCAGAGACCCUGGAGUGUUGGAAGGCGACCCGCCGUGCCCACACCUUGCCCCGCAGUUCCCAGGGCCCAUCCCGUGGGGAAGGCGUCUUUGUCAUUGACGCCACGUGCGUAGUGAUACGAUCCCAAUAUGUCCCAACCCCCCGAACCCAGCAGGUGCAGCUUUUGCCCUCUGGGGUGCCACGCGUGGUAGGGGAUGUCCCCAGCCAAUCGAAGCCCGGCAAGGAGGACAGUGAACGGGCCACAAUCUUUCCUUCCCCUUGCCAAAAGCUGCCGUCAAGCAGUCACCUUUUACACCAGCCUAGCGAGGGCGGCGGGGGAGAAGCUGAGGGCGGGAGGCCGGGGGACUCCUCACUGGAGGAGCGCACCUUCAGCAUCUUGGGGCUCCCGGCCCCCGAAGUAAACCUGCGGGACGCCCCCACGCAGCCAGGUAGCCCAGAGCACCAAGCCUUAGGCCCAGCAGCUUCGGGAGCCCGGAGCAGAGCCGAGGGCUCGGAAGUGGCGGUGGUCCAGCGGCGCUCAGGCCGGGGCUGGGCGCGGACCCCAGGGCCCUACGCCGGGGCCUUGCGAGAAGCCGUGUCCCGUAUCCGCCGCCACACCGCCCCUGACUCGGACACUGACGAAGCUGAGGAGCUCAGCGUCCACAGCGGCUCCUCUGAUGGAAGCGACACAGAAACCCUGGGCGCCUCCUUGCGGAACGAGAGGACCCUGCCCGGGGUUGGAAACAGUCCGCCAGAGGAAGGUGGAAAGACAGCGGAACUGAGUGACAGGGUCGGGGAGAUUGUAGACGUCGUCAGCGAAACCGAGGAGGUCCUCUUCGGGGUGAGGGACAUCAAAGGGACCCAACAGGGAAAUAGGAAGAGGCAGUGAGGGGCCCCUUCUUGUAUUCGUGACCCCAACACAUCCAUCCUUGGGUCCACUGGUCCCCAUUCUUCCCCACAGAUUUCCUUUACUUCUUUUUUCCUUGUAUCUUUACCAUACCUGGUCCCAUCCUCGACAUAGAAAUGAAAGAAAGGGAAGCAUAUACCCAUUCAUGAUUUUGUUUCAGGAGAGGUGAGAGUGAGCAGUAGAUUUAAUUAAUGCCUGCCUGCCGUGUUCAGGGCACUAGGGUGUGCUCUUCGCAGGGCCUGAUGCACUGGGGGUGGAGCUGAACAGAGAGGCCUAACCAGGAUCAGGCAGGAGGGCUGGGAUGGUGGCAGCCAUAGGAAGGCAGUGUUGCGGAGGGCCUCUGCGCAGGAGGGAAAAAGUGAAGGAGAGGCUUUGGACUCAGUGACAGAAUGAUCAGAUGACAAAGGGGUUCUUGGCAGAAGAGAAAUAGGUCCAGUAAAACCAGCAAAGCAGAAGGAGGGCUCACCUUGGUCUCACAAGCCUUGGAUUUCAAUCCCACCUCUGCCACUGAGGCCGGCCACUUUCCCUCUCCAGGCCUCCAGGCCUCCAGGCCUCCUGGCCUCCUGGUAUGUAAAAUGACGGCAUUCAAAGGUCCAUCCUUCCAUCUCUGACAUUUUGAGAUCUUUGGGAAGGACUCUAUCUCAUCUUCCCCCUUGACAAGCCAAGAAUGAGUGUUGGGAAUAAGUGAACAGAGUCUGAAGGUUCCUGGUGGCCUCCUUGUCACCAGAAGUCAUGAUCAAUUCAGGAGACUGCCCAGGGCUUGCAGAAGAGCUAAGGAAGCCAAGCACUCCUAUCCUAGUCUUCCAGGUUUAGGUGAGGGCUCCCCAAGGCAGGGCAAGAUAGUGGCCCUGUCACUGACCCUGGCCUGUGGUGGUCUGAGCUGGGGAGGAAGGAAGCCAAUGAAUCAGCUUGGGACCUCUUUAGGCCUUCCCCUUUUCCUCCACCCCAAUGCUCCUUAGUGAUGCUCUGAGGCAUGGUUAUGAUUUCCCUCCCAGGUGGUUUCGCCCACCUAAAAGAAUCCUGAGAAUUUCUCCCAUCUCAGCCUCUUCCGGAAACCGGCCACGCAAGGAAAGAAGCUGGUCCCACAAGCCAGAAGGCGUGGGGUGUGAUACUCUCUAUAGCCACUACAGGGCGCGCGCAGGUCGCGGAUCUCCCCAGUUGCUUAUCCCGGCUCUGCCACUCAAUCUGAUCCCCAGUUCCCCAGCGCGGGUCCCCAGCCUUGCAGCCUCCCGCCGCGCGGGGCCGGGAGCAGGCCUCCGGCCUCCCAGACCUCUGGAGCCCGCCGAGCCCCUCUUUGUAUUCAUCCACCCCAGCCGGCUUGGGAUUCAGAUACCGAUACCGAAGUCUUUUUUUUUUUUUUUCCUCUCCGAUUCUGGACACCUCCUCUGUCUGCCAUUUAUUAGCCAUGUGAACUUGGCAGCAUCACUUCACCUCCCUGAGCCUCAGUUUCCUCAUCUGUCAAAUGGGGGUUUAUAAACACCUACCUCGCAGGGUUGUUGUGAGGAUUUAAUGCGAUAAUGUAUGUUAAGCGCCUUGCACACCGCCUGGCACACAGUAGGCGCUCAAUAAAUCUAAGCUUCCCUUUA
Molecule: messenger RNA, 3956 nt
Organism: Callithrix jacchus (white-tufted-ear marmoset)
Lineage: Eukaryota; Metazoa; Chordata; Mammalia; Primates; Cebidae
Gene: DDN
Product: dendrin
Source: RefSeq, a predicted model, not a curated record